Molecule: messenger RNA, 2047 nt
Organism: Quercus robur (English oak)
Lineage: Eukaryota; Viridiplantae; Streptophyta; Magnoliopsida; Fagales; Fagaceae
Exons: 2
Coding region: 312-1709 (465 amino acids)
Source: RefSeq, a predicted model, not a curated record
CCCCUAUUACACAAUCUCUCUCUCUCUCUCUCUGGGAGUGACUUUAUGGAGUUGCUUUGCUCAUGGGGGGACACACGCUUCACACUCCUUAGCCACUCAAAUAGUCUCCUCUCUCUGUAAACUACUUUUGGUUUCGGGGGAAGAAACCUUCUUGUAGGAAGCUUUUCAUACUCAUCAUGUAUACAAGUAUGUAAAGCCAACUAGAAGCCUCAACAUCCUUUUCCAAAUUCCAUGUUAUCUAUUACCAACUCAACAGAUUGGGCUCCCCACUUGCUGCUGAUAUUUGGUAGACAUAUUUUCAAGAAUAAACUAUGUUGAAACAAUCACCUAGUAGAAAUCAGAGGUCAAAAGGCUUCAAGGUGAAGCAUGCAAUACAGAUAUGUCUUUUUCUUGCCAUUUGCAUCUGGUUGCUUUACCAAGUCAGACACUCCCAUGAAACAAAGAAGGCAUAUGAAAAGAGCUCUGGAACGAUAUCUGAAAAAAUGCAGGGUGGGUAUGAAAUCAUAAAACUUGGGAGGAAGGAUCUGCAUCCUCAAGUAGAGGAAAUGGCUUUUGAAACUGAAAGAAAAGAAGAAUUGGAACAAGAGAUUGAAGAUAGUAAGCCAGAAGAAAGUGAGGAUGAAAGCAGAGGUGGUGGAGAUGAUGAAAUAGAUGGACAUGAUCAAGAGAGAGUCGAAGAAGAAGAUUCUGAGGAAGUCGAGGAUUUAAUCACUGAAGAGGAUAGGGAAAUGGAAGAGGGAAAUGAAGAGCUAGAGAGUGAAGGGAAGGGAAAUCAAGUUGAGGAUGUGAGCUUUUCUGAAGAUCAAGCCCAAAUUGAAGGUGAAAGGAAUACCCAGGAGGCAAGAGAGGAAAAUUACAAAGGUGAUGAUGCCUCCAGUGCUGUGGUUCAGAACACCCAAUCUAUAAGCACUGGAUUUAAAAUUGGACACUCGAGAAAUGUGAAGGAACAAGAAGUAGAGAAUGCUGAAAAGAUUGAAGUAGAGCAGGAUAAUGAAACAAAUAGCACCCUAGGGGUUGUGGUUAAUAUAAAAAAUUCAGGACCCAAGGAGAGUAAUAGUAUGAAAGUAAAGAGUGGUGCUUCUGGAAAUGCUGCUCGUGGUGAAGAAAGCGGUUAUGGAUUUGAUUUGGCCAAUUCAGAUGUUGGCUCAAAUUCAAGAGAGGCAAAUACCAAAACACAAAUGCACAGUGAUUCAACAUUGAUGCUGAUGAAAACUCAUGAAUCUUUGAAUGGAAAAGAUACAUUGCCAAAUCCGAUUCAUGAUACUGAUAUAACUUAUAAUGGAAGGCAAUCAUACUUGAAAGCUGUUUCAAAGGAGGAAGAUUAUAGCCCCAAGGCUGAAAAUGAGCAUUCAGAUUUCAAUUUUAGUCUUCCUAUGACUGAUAAUUUAGGUGCCAGCAAUAGGGAAAUGGCAGUAUUAAGUGAAUCUGAGUCUGCUGCAGAACGAAAGGGGACUUUGAAGCUUGAUGCAUCUGCUGUAUCUCAGGAAAGCCCUACUAAAAUUACCAAUGAGAAUGAAAAUAGAAUUGAUAGAAAUUCCGAGAAAGGCUCAGCAUCACUGACAACAAAUGAGAAUGUAGAUUCUGUACAGAAUGAGUACUUUGAUUCUUCUGAGUCCUCACUCUAUCAAGGUGGAGAGGAUCAAACUACUUUGGAGACUUUGGCAGAGAUCAGAAAUGAAAUGAACAACAGUGAAGAUGCAACUGAAUGAUGGUUUUUGAUGAAGAUAAUGCAUGUCAAGGUAGAUGAGCAAUUGUACAUGUUCUCCUUGUAUUUGCUUUAUGUUCACCGUUGAUUAGGUAUUAUGAAGAUGAAAUUGGCCAAGUAUAAUAGUUUUAGGAAAUCCUAGGAUUUCAAUAUAUAUAUUUAUAUAUAUAAAUAUAUAACUACAUUAUGAAUUGUGUAUUAUUACUUGCAAUGUGUUAGUUAGAAACUUGUACCCAAGAAAUUAAAAAGGGUUGCAAGGAGUGGAACUAUAUUGGUUUUCUACUUGGACUUCGUUGCAUAGCGAUGAAUGAUGGAAAUUAGAGUAUCACGGUUUUUCUACAA